AUGGUUCUUGCAGCUCGUUGUGGGCAGGCUGCCACCCUCCUGCGCCAGCGAUGCCUCGUUGAGGCUCGCCCGGCCUUGUCUCUCCGCACUUUCACCUCUCAGACCUCCGUUCGCUCCACGGCAUCGGCCCUGCGCCUGCAGAAGCUCCCCUCGCCGGCUCGCUCCCAGCAGCUGCGCUCCUUCUCCAGCUCGAUCCGUCGCCUGGCCGAGGCCCAGCAGACUCCCACUGCUGAGUCUUACCUCAACAGCGGUGCCGUCAAGACUGGCAGCAACCUCGUUGACGUGAAGAAGGUCCUGGUCAUUGGUUCCGGUGGUCUGAGCAUUGGCCAGGCUGGUGAAUUCGAUUACUCCGGCUCCCAGGCUCUCAAGGCCCUCAAGGAGGCUGGUGUCCAGUCCGUCCUGAUCAACCCCAACAUCGCGACUAUCCAGACCGACCACAAGCUGGCCGAUGAGGUCUACUACCUCCCCGUCACUCCCGAAUAUGUCACCCACGUCAUUGAGCGCGAGCGUCCCGAUGGCAUCCUGCUCACCUUCGGUGGUCAGACUGGUCUGAACCUGGGUGUUCAGAUGAACCGCAUGGGUAUCUUCGAGCGCUAUGGCGUCAAGGUCCUGGGAACCAGCAUUAAGACUCUCGAGACCAGUGAGGACCGUGAGCUUUUCUCCCAGGCCCUGAACGAGAUCAACAUUCCCAUUGCCGAGUCCGUUGCUGUCGAGACCGUUGAUGAUGCUCUGAAGGCCGCCGAGGAGGUUGGCUACCCCAUCAUCGUCCGUUCCGCCUACGCCCUGGGUGGUCUGGGUUCUGGCUUCGCUUCCAACGCCGAUGAGCUGCGUGAUCUGUCUUCCCGCUCUCUGUCUCUCGCUCCCCAGAUUCUCGUUGAGAAGUCCCUGAAGGGCUGGAAGGAGGUCGAGUACGAGGUUGUCCGUGACGCUGCCAACAACUGCAUCACUGUUUGCAACAUGGAGAACUUCGAUCCCCUCGGUGUUCACACCGGUGAUUCUAUCGUCGUUGCCCCCAGUCAGACUUUGUCCGAUGAGGAGUACCACAUGCUCCGUACUGCCGCCAUCAAGAUCGUCCGCCACCUGGGCGUCGUUGGUGAGUGUAACGUGCAGUACGCUCUGCAGCCCGAUGGACUCGACUACCGUGUCAUUGAGGUUAACGCCCGUCUGUCUCGUUCGUCUGCUCUGGCUUCCAAGGCCACUGGCUACCCCCUGGCCUACACUGCUGCCAAGAUUGGUCUCGGCCACACUCUUCCCGAGCUUCCCAAUGCCGUCACCAAGACCACCACUGCCAACUUCGAGCCCAGUCUGGACUACAUUGUCACCAAGAUCCCCCGUUGGGAUCUGAGCAAGUUCCAGCACGUCAACCGUGACAUCGGCAGUGCUAUGAAGUCUGUCGGUGAGGUUAUGGCUAUUGGCCGUACCUUCGAGGAGUCCCUCCAGAAGGCUAUCCGCCAGGUCGACCCUAAGUACCUUGGUCUCCAGGGUGACCACUUCGAGAACCUUGAUGAUGUUCUCACGAACCCCACUGACCGCCGCUGGUUGGCCGUUGGCCAGGCUAUGCUCCACGAGGGCUACACCGUUGACCGGGUUCACGAGCUCAGCAAGAUCGACAAGUGGUUCUUGUACAAGAUCCAGAACAUCGUUGACUGCCACAACGAGCUGAAGGAGAUUGGCAGCCUUUUCGGUGUCAAGCCCGAGAUGAUGAUGAAGUCCAAGAAGCUCGGCUUCUCUGACAAGCAGAUCUCCCUCCUGGUUGGUGCCUCUGAGGAUGAUGUCCGUGCUCGCCGUAAGUCCUUCGGUAUCACUCCUUGGGUUAAGAAGAUUGAUACCCUGGCUGCUGAGUUCCCUGCCGACACCAACUACCUGUACACCACCUACAACGCUACCUCCCACGAUGUCAGCUUCGAUGACCAUGGAAUCAUCAUCCUGGGUAGCGGUGUUUACCGUAUUGGUAGCUCCGUUGAGUUCGAUUGGUGUGCCGUUAACGCCACCCUGUCUCUGCGCAACAUGGGCAAGAAGACUGUCAUGAUCAACUACAACCCCGAGACCUACUCCACUGACUUCGAUACCGCUGACAAGCUGUACUUCGAGGAGCUGAGCUACGAGCGUGUUAUGGAUAUCUACGAGCUCGAGAACUCCAGUGGUGUCGUAGUGUCUGUCGGUGGCCAGCUUCCUCAGAACAUUGCUCUGCGUCUCCAGGAGACUGGUAACGCUACUGUUCUUGGUACGAACCCCGAGGAUAUUGACAAAGCUGAGGACCGUCACAAGUUCUCCCAGAUCCUGGACAGCAUUGGUGUCGACCAGCCCGCCUGGAAGGAGCUGAGCUCCGUUUCCGAGGCCGAGAAGUUCGCCGAUUCCGUCGGCUACCCCGUUCUGGUCCGUCCCUCUUACGUUCUGUCCGGUGCCGCCAUGAACGUCAUCUACAGUGUUGAUGAGCUCAAGGAGAAGCUUCUCAACGCUUCCGCUGUCUCCCCCGACCACCCCGUUGUUAUCACCAAGUUCAUCGAGGGUGCUGAGGAGAUCGAUGUUGACGCUGUCGCCUCCAACGGUAACCUCAUCCUCCACGCCGUCAGUGAGCACGUUGAGCCCGCUGGUGUCCACUCUGGUGAUGCCACUCUGGUCCUGCCCCCUGCCAACCUCGAUGCCUCCAUCAUGAGCCGUGUCAAGGAGAUCGCUGAGAAGGUCGCCAAGGCCUGGAACAUCACCGGUCCCUUCAACAUGCAGAUCAUCAAGGCCGACGCGGAGGGUGCUGAGCCCCAGCUGAAGGUCAUCGAGUGCAACCUGCGUGCCUCUCGCUCUUUCCCCUUCGUCAGCAAGGUCCUGGGUACCAACUUCAUUGACGUCGCCACCAAGGCUCUCGUCGGUCGUGAUGUCCCCGAGCCCGUUGACCUGAUGGCUGAGAAGCGUGACUACCUGGCCACUAAGGUUCCCCAGUUCUCCUGGACCCGUCUGGCUGGUGCUGACCCCUUCCUGGGCGUCGAGAUGUCCUCCACUGGUGAGAUUGCUUGCUUCGGUAAGGACCUGGUCGAGGCCUACUGGUCCUCUCUCCAGUCCACCAUGAACUUCCGCAUGCCUGAGUCUGGCGAGGGUAUCCUGCUUGGCGGUGAUGUCACCCAGCCUUACCUGGCCAAUAUCGUCGACUACCUGAACCCUCUGGGCUACAAGUUCUACGCUGCCAACCCUGAGGUCAAGGCUCACAUCGAGAAGACCUGCAAGGACAACGCCUCCGUCCAGGACAAGCGUGCCCUCCGUGAGGUCUUCGAGAAGUACGACAUCCGUGGUUGCUUCAACCUGGCCAAGACCCGCGGCAAGACCCAGCUGGAUGAGGACUACGUGAUGCGCCGUAACGCUGUCGACUUCAGCGUUCCCCUCUUCAUGGAGCCCAAGACUGCCCAACUCUUCGCUCAGUGCAUGAACGAGAAGAUGCCCCGCCAGGAGGGUAUUCCCUCCGAGGUCCGCAGCUGGUCCGAGUUCGUCGGCGGCAAGCUGCUGUAA
Messenger RNA from Penicillium cosmopolitanum, 3495 nucleotides. Its product is annotated as carbamoyl-phosphate synthase (glutamine-hydrolyzing) CPA2. Gene Ontology annotation, biological process: UTP biosynthetic process; L-citrulline biosynthetic process; 'de novo' pyrimidine nucleobase biosynthetic process. The transcript is spliced from 4 exons. Gene Ontology annotation, molecular function: dihydroorotase activity; metal ion binding; aspartate carbamoyltransferase activity. Lineage: Eukaryota; Fungi; Ascomycota; Eurotiomycetes; Eurotiales; Aspergillaceae. The record is from RefSeq and is a predicted model, not a curated record. Gene Ontology annotation, cellular component: cytosol; cytoplasm. Bases 1 to 3495 code for a protein of 1164 amino acids.